UGUUCGGCCUUUUCCGCCAGCCGUCGGGACGCUUCGCUGGAUUGCCAUAACAACAGAAACAAAGAUGGCGCCGAAGAGAUGAAAAAGAAGUUCUUUUCUUGACAUGAAAAACUAAGAAAACUGCGAAUAUAUUGACAGACCAAGCGUCGACGAGGAUUACCUACCAAAGUUUAUCAUAUAGACAGUCCAUAGAACAGCCACCAAGAUGGCACACAUGAAUGGUACAAAUGGACACACAAACGGCGCCAGGCCACGCAACUCGAGAAACGGAGUCAACGGGGUCCCCCGGCUCCCGCCCAUCCCCACAAACUCCACCGCCCUGACAGCCAAUGGGAGGGACUUCAGCAAGAGCAAGCUGAUGACAUACAGACGGAGCGAACAGAUGCAGUCACUGCUGCAGGGCAUCUUGCAAGAACAGGCCGUUAAGGCCCAACAGGACACAGUUGACAACUUGAGAAGAAUUCCGCCCUCCCCACCCCCGCCUGAGAUACCAGAUUCGAUGUCGAGCGCAGAGAGAAAAAUCAGACAAAACUACAUCUACCUGAGGAAGUGUGUAGAGAACGGCCCUGUGGUGCCCCUGCAGCAGGAGUGGUUAGACUCCAUCCUGUCCAUGGUUCCCCAGAAGCUACAGAGCACCCCCUGGUGCAGGGAGAAGAUACAGGCUCUGUUUGCUGAGGUGGACAAGGACUACCAGGCCAGCAUGAAGAAAUCCAUGGUCCAACAAGUCCUGGUGAAACCUGGUGUGAAAGGUCUAGACCAGGAGGUGUCAGGGCCACCCCCACAGGAGCCCAUGGGUCUGGACUACUCCUCCCCGUGGAGAGACUCGUACAACGCUGCCAAGGCCUCCAUUGACAGGAACCUGCACAUCCUGCACCCCUCCAUGCAGACCGUGCUCAGGCUGUGUCAGGACAUGCUCGGCCACAUGAUCCUCAUAGACCUGUCAGAGUCCAGAGGGCCUUAUGAGUGUGAGCACCUGAAGAAUAACGUGAUUCUUGAGCUUGAGAAGGCAGAGGAGAGACUCAUGCACAUCUGGUACCCCAAGGUGGUGGGGAUCUACGCCAACGACGACGCCCUGGCCGGGAUACGGGCCGACCGACAGGACUCCUUCUUCAACUGUGUGACCACGCUCCUGUCCAAUCAGAUCCGUAACCUCCUGGAGAGAACAGUGUCUGCCUGGGUGGAGCUGUUCGAGCCUGAGAACAAGAUGAAGCUGCCUAUCUUUAAGGUGGAGCUGACGUUUGAUGAUGACAUCAACAAGAUGGAGUUCUACCCUGCCUACCAGGACCUGGAGGACACCGUGGUGUUCGUCAUGGAGCAGAUCGGUCGCAGUCUGCAGUCUGUGUCCACUCCUCAGUCCUGGCUGGCUGGAGGCAGCACCACAGUAAACGUUGAGGCGAGCGUGGCGGACCACAUCGUGAGGUGGGCCACCACCAGGCUCAGGGAGGCCUGCAAGAGCAACUUUGAAGGGGCAGAGCUUCAUCUGCAGGAGUACAUUGAGAAAUAUGACUACCUGGUGAAUGGAGAGGCCGAGAAACAGAUCAAGACAUUCCUUGAGGAGGAACACACCUUCUUGGAGUACUGCCAGUAUAUCGAGAAGUUCCGUAAGAUUGUGAAGGAGAUAGCCGGGCUGCCCAGCAUCAUCCACUUUGACAUGGUCCGGCUGGACUGUGAGGACCUGAAGAGGGGGCUGCAAGAGAGGGUCCGACACCAUGCAGACGUCCUGUUGGAGAGGGUGUCUGACGACCAUCGCAAGGAGAACGAGUCCAUCUGUAAGGAGUUUGAGACGAUUAAGGAGCGGGCUCUGAAGGACCCUGAGAACAGCGAGGAGAUGAUGGAUCAGAUUUCUUACAUCGAGCAGGCCCGGUCCAUCGGGCUGCUGCAGCUCAACAACAGGAUCACGGAGUGCCAGAACCGCCUGUCGUACCUCCUUGAUGCCUACAUCUUCCAGCAGGAGGAUCUGGACCUCAACACCACCGUGCUGCUCUGGCCACGGGAGAUACACCCCAUCUUUGAACAGAACGAUGAGCUUAUAGAGAAAGCCAAGCAGCAGGGCGAGAGCCAGCUGCACCAGAAGCGCGAGCGGGUGAUGCUGGAGCUGGACAAGCUGAAGAGGAAGGUGGAGGAGUUCGCUGACCUGGCCGAGCUGGACAUGAUGACUCAGUACCUCACGGACAUCAGGACUGUCCAGAAACGCCUCACAGAGGCACAGGAGCAGAUCACCUUCAUCAACAAGGAGGAAGUGCUGUACAAGUGGGACGUGACAGAGUACCCAGAAGUGAACCUGAUCUCCACAGGAAUUGACCCGUACCAAAAACUUUUCUCCACGGUCGUGAAGUGGCAGCGGGCGGAGAAGCGAUGGAUGGACGGAGCCUUCGGGGAUCUGGAGGCCGAAACGGUGGAGGCAGAGGUGGAUGAGUACCAGAGGGAAAUCUACAAGAUGCAGAAAGUCUUCAACCUCAAGGCCAAGAAGGACGCCAUCAAGAAGUCUGACGCCGAGUCCAAGACGAAGAAAAAGACCCCAGGGAAGAAGGAAGAUGAGGUCACCAGCCCCUCCAUCGAGGUCUGCAAGACGAUACAAGGCGGCAUCCGCGACUUCAAGGAGCACAUUCCGGUCAUCGCCACCAUGUGCAACCAGGGUCUCAGAGACCGCCACUGGAAGAAGAUGUCAGAGAUCGCAGGGUUCGACCUGACGCCGGAUUCCGGUACGACCCUGCGGAAGAUGCUGAAGAAGAACCUGGGGCCGUUCAUGGAGCAGUUCGACCAGAUCAGUGGGGCAGCCAGCAAGGAGUUCUCCCUGGAGAAGGCGCUGGCCCGGAUGGUGGAGGAUUGGGACGAGGUCGCCUUCAACUGCAUCGCCUACCGAGACACGGGCGUGUCCAUCCUGUCCUCCGUGGACGAGGUGCAGACCAUGCUGGACGACCAGAUCGUCAAGACACAGACCAUGAGGGGGUCCCCCUUCAUCAAGCCAUUUGAGAAGGAAAUCAAGGAAUGGGAGGAGCGGCUAUUGCGUAUUCAGCACACACUUGACGAGUGGUUGAAGAUACUGAUACUAAUCUCCCCCACCCCCAUCCAGGUUCUCCAAGCCACAGCCAUGCCCAACAUGCUGGAGAAGCUGCAAGACUCCAACAACCUGCUGGACAAGAUCAUGAAGGGGCUGAACGCCUACCUGGAGAAGAAGAGACUGUUCUUCCCCAGGUUCUUUUUCCUGUCCAACGACGAAAUUCUUGAGAUCUUGUCGGAGACGAAGGACCCGACCCGAGUGCAGCCCCAUCUUAAGAAGUGCUUCGAGGGCAUCGCUAAGCUGGACUUCCUGGAGAACCUGGACAUCCAGGCCAUGAUGAGCAGCGAGGGAGAGAAGGUUGACUUCAGCACCAACAUCUCGACCUCGGAGGCGCGCGGUGCCGUGGAGAAGUGGCUGGUGCAGGUGGAGGCCGUCAUGCUGGGCAGUAUGAGGGACGUCAUCGAACAGUCCAAUGAGGCAUAUGCGCUGAACGACCGUACAGACUGGGUGCGGGAGUGGCCGGGCCAGGUGGUGCUGUGUGUGGACCAGAUGUACUGGACCAUCGAGGUGCACGAGGCCAUCCGCAGCGGGCCUCAGGGGCUCAGGGAGUACUACGACAAGCUGCAGGAGCAACUCGGGGGCAUUGUUGAGCUGGUGAGAGGGAAGUUAUCCAAACAGAACAGAGUGACACUGGGAGCGCUGGUGACACUGGACGUGCACGGAAGGGACAUCGUGCUGGAGAUGGCAGACAGCGGAGUUGCCCGAGAGAACGACUUCCUGUGGUUGGCCCAGCUGAGGUACUACUGGGAGGAGAACAACUGUCAAGUCAAACUCAUCAACGCCAACGUCAGAUAUGCCUACGAGUACCUGGGCAACACACCAAGGUUGGUGAUCACCCCAUUGACCGACCGUUGCUACCGUACGUUGGUGAGCGCCUUCCACUUGAACCUGAACGGAGCCCCCGAGGGGCCAGCAGGAACGGGGAAGACUGAGACAGUGAAGGAUCUGGCCAAGGCUCUGGCUGUACAGUGUGUGGUGUUCAACUGUUCAGAUGGGCUGGACUACAUCGCUAUGGGCAAGUUCUUUAAGGGCCUGGCAUCGGCAGGUGCCUGGGCGUGCUUCGAUGAGUUCAACAGGAUUGAUCUGGAGGUGCUGUCUGUGGUGGCACAGCAGAUCCUGUGCAUCAUCCGUGCCAUCCAGGGCCACGUGUCAGUCUUCUCGUUUGAGGGGACGGAGCUGACCCUGAAUGCCAACUGUUACGUGGCCAUCACGAUGAACCCUGGGUACGCCGGCCGGUCAGAACUGCCAGACAACCUCAAGGUGUUGUUCCGAACAGUCGCUAUGAUGGUGCCGGACUACGCCAUGAUCGGCGAGAUCUCUCUCUACUCCUGCGGCUUCAUCGACGCCCGCAACCUAUCCGUGAAGAUUGUGACGACCUACCGUCUGUGUUCCGAGCAGCUCUCGUCACAGUUCCAUUACGACUACGGCAUGCGCGCCGUGAAGGCUGUGCUGUCGGCUGCUGCAAACCUGAAGCUGAAGUUCCCAGAUGAAAAUGAGGACAUUCUGCUCUUGCGGUCCAUCAAAGACGUGAACCUGCCCAAGUUCCUGUCCUUCGACAUCCCCCUGUUCGAGGGCAUCGUGUCGGAUCUGUUCCCGGGAACCAAGCUGCCCACGCCCGACUAUGAGGUGUUCCUGAACAACGCCCGCGACAUCUGUGCCAAGAAGGUGCUGCAGCCAGUCGACAUCUUCUUCGAGAAAAUGAUCCAAACCUACGAGAUGAUGAUCGUCAGACACGGGUUCAUGUUGGUGGGUGACCCCUUCUCGGCUAAAACCAUGGUUCUGGAGGUUCUCGCUGAGACCCUGACUCUGCUGAAUGAUCAAGGCCUGAAUGAGGAGGACAAGGUGAUGUACCGUAUCAUCAACCCCAAGUCCAUCACCAUGGGUCAGCUCUUCGGCCAGUUUGACCCCGUCUCCCACGAGUGGACAGACGGAGUCGUGGCAAACACCUUCCGAGAGUUCGCUUCUACAGACACAUCUGACAGGAAGUGGGUGUGGUUUGACGGCCCCAUCGACGCCCUGUGGAUCGAGAACAUGAACACCGUACUAGACGACAACAAGAAACUGUGCCUGAUGAGCGGUGAGAUCAUCCAGAUGUCCCCUCCUAUGAGCCUCAUCUUCGAGGUGCAGGAUCUCUCCCAGGCCUCGCCCGCCACUGUCAGCAGAUGUGGCAUGGUAUACCUGGAACCCUCCCAGCUUGGCUGGCGACCCAUCAUGACGUCCUGGGCCCUGCAGCUGCCUCAGGCUGUAAGAGAGGAGGACGCCACCGUGAAGGCCAUGUUUGAGUGGAUGCUGCCGCCUGCACUCAGGUUCAUGAGGAAAUACUGCAAGGAACUGGUACCUACCCAAGACAACAACCUGGCCCGCUCCCUGAUGUACCUGAUCGAGAUGAUGCUGAAGGACGGGCUGGGAGACGACCUGGAGUCCAAGAACCCCAACUGCAAGACCUGGGUCCAGUCCAUUUUCAUCUGGUCGCUGAUCUGGUCCGUCGGUGCAACGUCUGAUGGCGACGGUCGGGACCGGUUCGACAAGUGGCUGCGUGAGUUCAUGCAGGGCAAGGACGAGAAGUUCCCCAUGCCCUCAACUAUCGGCAAGAUUGACGUCCCCAUCCCAGACCAGGGAACGGUCUACGACUACCUAUUUGAGACCAAGGGUCGUGGGAAGUGGAUCCCCUGGACCAACAUGAUCAGCAGCACUCUGACGGCCGACAAGAACACAAAGAUGUCAGAGAUUCUGGUCCCCACCAUGGACACGGCACGGUACACCUACAUCAUGGAUGUCUGCAUCAGGCAUGGCAGGACCCUGAUGUAUGUUGGUCCCACCGGAGUGGGUAAAAGUGUGUACAUCAAGGACAAGCUGAUGAACAACCUGUCCAAGGAUGACUACCUGCCCAUGUUUGUCAACUUCUCAGCCAGGACAUCAGCAAAUCAGUCACAGAACAUGAUCAUGUCCCGUCUGGACAAGCGGAGGAAGGGCGUGUUUGGACCCCCCAUGGGGAAGAAGUGCAUCAUCUUUGUGGACGACCUGAACAUGCCGGCGAGGGAGCAGUAUGGAGCCCAGCCUCCCAUCGAACUCCUCCGGCAGCUCCUGGACCACGGAUACUGGUAUGACCUAAAGGAGACCACAAAGAUCACCCUGAUCGACGUGCAGCUUCUCACGGCCAUGGGCCCUCCGGGCGGCGGGCGCAAUCCCAUCACCCCCCGCUUCCUGCGCCACUGCAACGUUAUCUCCAUCAACCCCUUCAACGACGACACCAUGAUCAAAAUCUUCUCCUCAAUCAUGGCCCUCUACCUGAAGAACAAUGAGUUCUCGACAGAGUUCUUUGCCACUGGUACCCAGAUAGUCAGUGCUACAUUGCAGGUGUACAAGGAGGCCAUGUCCACCCUGCUGCCCACCCCCACCAAGUCCCACUACACCUUCAACCUGCGGGACUUCGCUCGUGUCAUCCUGGGUGUCCUGCUCAUCAAGAAGGAGACCCUGGACAGCAAGCGCACCUUUAUCCGACUUUUCGUGCACGAGGUGUUCCGGGUGUACUACGACCGCUUGGUCGACGACGAGGACAGGGCAUGGCUGUUCAAGCUGAUGAAGGGUAUUGUGAAGGACCAGUUCAAGGAGAACUUCGACACAGUGUUUGAAGCACUUGCUGAACCAAACAUGCCUCUGGUUGAGGACAACAUGCGGUCCCUGAUGUUUGGCGACUACAUGAAGCCCGACCUGGAGGGGGACGACCGUUUGUACGAGGAGGUGGACUCCAUGGAGGAGUUCAAUGCUGUGGUGGAGCAGUGCUUGGAAGAAUACAACCAGACCCACAAGGCCGUCAUGAACCUGGUCAUAUUCAGGUAUGUUCUGGAACACCUGUCCCGUAUUGCACGUGUCCUGAAGCAGCCGGGCGGAAACGCCAUGUUGGUUGGUGUCGGCGGCAGCGGCCGUCAGUCGCUGACCAGACUGGCCACCAGUAUGUCCGGUAUGGGCCUUUUCCAGCCGGAAAUCAGCAAGAGCUACGGACACAAUGAGUGGAGGGAGGACCUUAAGUCGUUGUUGAGGAGUGCCGGUGCCCAGGGCAAGAAGACGGUCUUCCUUCUAACAGACACUCAGAUCAAGGAGGAGUCCUUCCUUGAAGACGUGGACAGCCUUCUGAACACUGGCGAGGUCCCCAACAUCUUUGCUGUGGAUGAGAAACAAGAAAUCAUGGAGACCGUGCGCCCAGUCAUGGCCCAGCAGGCUACAGACAAGGACGCAGACUUCAGCCCACUGGCACUGUUCAGUUUCUUCGUGAGCCGCUGCCGAGAGAACCUCCACGUGGUGAUCGCCUUCAGCCCCAUUGGCUCGGCCUUCAGGAACCGGCUCCGCAUGUUCCCCUCGCUCAUCAACUGCUGCACCAUCGACUGGUUCCAGCCAUGGCCAGAAGACGCCCUGCAGCGAGUGGCUGUGAAGUUUCUGGAGGCUGUGGAGUUGACUGACCUGGAGAGGGAGGAGACGGUCAACCUCUGUAAAUACUUCCACACCUCCGCCAGGGAGCUGUCCGAAAAGUUCCUUCAUGACCUUGGACGCCACAUGUACGUGACCCCCACCUCCUACCUGGAGCUGAUCAACGCCUUCAAGACGCUGCUGGGGAGGAAGAGAAACACUGUCUUGAAAGCCAAGAACAGAUACGAGGUUGGCCUGGAGAAGCUGGCCUUUGCAGCAUCACAGGUUGCAGAGAUGCAGAAGGAACUGGAAGACCUGCAGCCUCAACUCAUUACAGCUUCAGCCGAGAAUGAGAAAAUGAUGGUGGUGAUUGAGUCCGAGACAACGGAGGUGGAGGCCAAGAGCAAAGUGGUGAAAGCUGACGAGGCCGCAGCCAAUGAGAAGGCAGCUGAGGCCCAGGCACUGAAGGAUGAGUGUGAGUCUGACCUGGCAGAGGCCAUUCCUGCACUGGAGGCUGCCCUGGCUGCACUGGACACUCUCAAGCCUGCAGAUAUCACCAUUGUGAAGUCCAUGAAGAACCCCCCGUCCGGAGUGAAGCUUGUGAUGGCGGCCGUCUGUGUCAUGAUGGACAUCAAAGCGGAAAAGAUCAAUGACCCGGCCGGCACGGGACAGAAGAUACUGGACUUCUGGGGACCCAGCAAGAAGCUGCUGGGAGACAUGAACUUCCUGCAGAAACUGAAGGAAUACGACAAGGAUAACAUUGCGGUGCACAUCAUGAAGAAGAUCCGUGCAGAGUACAUGACCGAUCCGGAGUUCGUGCCUGCCAAAGUAGCCAAGGCCUCCUCGGCCGCUGAGGGGCUGUGUAAGUGGAUAUCGGCCCUUGAUAUCUACGACAGGACGGCCAAGGUGGUCGGGCCAAAGAAGGAGAAGCUGGCCAUCGCUAACAAGGACUUAUCGGAGACCAUGGCUGUCUUAAAUGCCAAGAGAAAGGAACUUAAGGAAGUUGAGGACCGUCUAGCAAACCUGCAGAAGACGUUUGCAGACAUGGUUAAGAAGAAGGAGCAGCUGGAAUUCCAGGUGGACCUGUGCGCCAAGAAACUGGAGCGCGCCCAGAAACUCAUCAGUGGACUGGGAGGGGAGAAGGACAGAUGGACUGCUGCAGCCGCCACCCUGCAGGAGGAGUAUGACAACCUGACAGGUGACGUGCUCAUCUCCUCAGGUGUCAUCGCCUACCUGGGUGCCUUCACCGCUGCAUACAGGAUACAGUGCACACAGGACUGGUCAAGGAUGUGCCAGACUAAGAAGAUCCCCUGUUCCAAGGAGUACUCCCUGAUGAAGAGCCUGGGAGACCCCAUCAAGAUCCGCGCCUGGAACAUCGCGGGGCUGCCCACCGACAGCUUCUCUGUCGACAACGGUGUCAUUGUGGACAACUCCAGGAGAUGGCCCCUGAUGAUUGAUCCCCAGGGCCAGGCCAACAAGUGGGUGAAGAACUCAGAGAAGGACCACAAACUGUCCGUGAUCAAGCUGACGGACAAUGACUACAUGCGUACGCUGGAGAACGCCAUCAAUUUCGGCAACCCUGUGCUGCUAGAGAACGUUCAGGAGGAGCUCGACCCCUCACUGGAGCCUCUUCUCCUCAAGCAGACCUUCAAACAAGGUGGUGUUGACUGUAUCCGUCUGGGUGAGAACGUGAUCGAGUACUCCGCUGACUUCCGCUUCUACAUCACCACCAAGCUGCGCAACCCGCACUACCUGCCGGAACUGCAGGUCAAGGUGGCGCUGCUGAACUUCAUGAUCACCCCCGAGGGCCUGGAGGACCAGCUGCUGGGUAUCGUGGUGGCCAAGGAGAGGCCUGAUCUUGAAGAAGAGAAGAACGCCCUCAUUCUCCAGUCUGCUGCCAACAAGAAGGCACUGAAGGAGAUCGAGGACAAGAUCCUCGAGACACUGUCCUCCUCUGAGGGGAACAUCUUGGAAGACGAGUCGGCCAUCCAGGUGCUGGACUCCUCCAAGGUUCUGUCCAACGAGAUCUCCAAGAAACAACAGAUUGCUGAGGAGACAGAGAAGAAGAUUGACGAGAACCGCGCCGGGUACCGCCCCAUCGCCACCCACUCCUCCAUCCUGUUCUUCUCCAUUGCAGACCUGCCCAACAUCGACCCCAUGUACCAGUACAGCCUCACCUGGUUCAUCAACCUCUUCAUCAACUCCAUCGCUGACAGUAACAAAUCCAAGAUCCUGGAGAAGCGCCUGCGGUACCUGUCGGACCACUUCACCUACUCGCUGUACUGCAACGUCUGCCGCUCCCUGUUUGAGAAGGACAAGCUGCUCUUCUCCUUUGUGCUGUGCUGCAACAUCCUCAUGGCUAAGGAGCAGUUGGACCGUGAGUCCUUCAUGUUUUUCCUGACGGGUGGAGUCGGUCUUGAGAACAAACGGAAGAACCCCGACCCCAGCUGGGUGUCCGACAAGACCUGGGACGAGGUCUGCAGGGCCAACGACCUCAAGCCCUUCAGUGGCUUCAGAGAACACUUCCAGGACAAUGUGGACUCCUGGAGGAAGAUGUAUGACUCCAAGGAGCCUCACAAGUUUCUUCUGCCCUCGCCUUGGCAGGACAAGCUUUCUUCCUUCGCCAAGAUGAUCGUAUUGAGGUGUAUCAGACCUGACAAGGUGACACCCAUUGUGACGACGUUUGUGACAGACAACCUGGGUAAGAAGUUCGUUGAACCUCCACCGUUUGACCUGAGUAAGAGUUACGUGGAUUCCAACAGCUGUGCGCCCCUGAUCUUCGUCCUGUCGCCCGGCGCGGACCCCAUGGCCAGUCUGCUCAAGUUUGCCGAGGACAAGGGCUUCAGUGGAGACAAGUUUAAUGCCAUCUCUCUUGGACAGGGACAGGGCCCCAUAGCUGCCAAGCUGAUCAGCAAUGCGACGAAAGACGGCACGUGGGUGUGCCUGCAGAACUGCCAUCUGGCCACCUCCUGGAUGCCUGCCAUGGAGAAGAUCUGUGAGGACUUCAACCCCGAGGUGGUCAACCCCGACUUCAGGCUCUGGCUCACCUCAUACCCAUCGGAUAAGUUCCCAGUGGUCGUGCUUCAAAACGGCGUCAAGAUGACGAACGAGCCUCCGACAGGCCUGCGCAUGAACCUGCUCCAGUCCUACCUGAACGACCCCAUCUCCGACCCGGAGUUCUUCGAGGGCUGCCCCGGGAAGGAGCUGCAGUGGGAGAAGCUGCUGUUUGGGCUCUGCUUCUUCCAUGCUCUGAUCCAGGAGAGGAGGAAGUUUGGUCCCCUCGGGUGGAACAUCCCGUACGGGUUCAACGAGUCCGAUCUGCGCAUCAGCAUCAGGCAGCUACAGAUGUUCCUGAAUGAGUAUGAGGAGAUCCCCUUCCCUGCCAUCUCCUACCUGGCUGGCGAGUGUAACUACGGAGGCCGUGUGACAGACGACAAGGAUCGCCGCACCCUCCUCACGAUCCUCGCCGACUUCUACCGACCAGACAUCGUGUAUGACAGCAAGUACAAGUUCUCCCCCAGCGGGAACUACUUUGCACCACCCAAGGGCGACUACGAAAGCUAUGUCAACUUUAUCAAGAACCUGCCCUUCUCCCAGCACCCUGAGAUCUUCGGCAUGCACGAGAACGUCGACAUCUCCAAGGAGCUGCUGGAAACCAGACAGCUGUUUGACUCCAUCCUCCUCACACAGGGAGGCGGUGUUGCAGGAGGUGGGGAGAAUGCCUUGUUUGAGAUCGCUAAAGACAUCCUCAGCAAACUGCCCAAGAGCUUUGACCUGGAGGAAGCCCAGGAGAAAUACCCUGUCAAGUAUGAGGAGAGCAUGAACACUGUACUGGUGCAGGAGAUGGAGCGCUUCAACAAACUGUUGGACAUCAUCCGGUCCUCGCUGCAGAACCUUCAGAAGGCCAUCAAGGGUCUGGUGGUGAUGUCGGCAGAGCUGGAGGGUGUGGCGCACAGCCUGACCGUGGGGAAGGUCCCCGCCAUGUGGGCCAAGCGCUCCUACCCCAGCCUCAAACCGCUGGGCAGCUACAUCGCUGACUUCCUCAACAGGAUCGUCUUCCUACAGACCUGGAUGGACAAGGGGAAGCCGAUGGUAUUCUGGAUCUCCGGGUUCUUCUUCACGCAGGCCUUCCUGACGGGCGCCAUGCAGAACUACGCCAGGAAGUACACCAUUGCUAUCGACAAGCUGGUCUUCGACUUUGAGGUGAUUCCCCGUGAGACGAGUGACACAGCGCCCGAGGACGGUGUAUACGUCAUCGGCCUGUUCCUGGACGGCUGUCGCUGGGACAAGAAGAAGGGAGUGCUGGCUGAGCAGGUCCCCAAGAUCCUGAACGAGCCCAUCCCGAUCAUCUGGGUGAAACCAGCGCUUAAAGCCGACCUCCCCGACCGGGGAGACUACCAGUGCCCGGUCUACAAGACCUCGGAGCGUCGCGGCGUGCUCCUCACGACCGGACACUCCACCAACUUUGUACUGAUGAUCGCCCUCCCCACCGACAAGCCUGUCCAGCACUGGAUCAAGCGUGGCGCCGCCAUGUUGUGUCAGCUGGAUGACUAGAGUUUACUGUCAAUAUUAUAAUUUUACUCGUGGACUUCACUUUCUUGUGUAACAAAUUUGUAUGCAGUGAAAGAUAUUGAACAGUAUGUUAAGUGUUCUUUUUUGUAAACUUUCAAGUCCAUUAUUGCACAUUAGUGUUUCAGUCACUGGACUCUCCAUAAGAACUGAUAUACUACAAAGAUUAAGGAAUUUUGUUAUCAAAACUGUAUGUAUUAUGAAGAUCACCACCUUUAAGAGCUAGACAUGUUAUUAAGGUGACUGUCCAAGUUUGAUGUUUGAUGUACAUUCAAUUAUGUCGACUUCAGAAGGGAAGUUGUCAUCUUUUCUGGAUACCCAAGUCCUAUGCUGCUGUGCCUGAAUAUAAAAUUUAAUGGAGUGUACUUCAAUAUUUUGCACUAUUGAUGGGGAUAUCUACAUGUAUGCCCCCUGUACAUAACAAUAAGAUGAAGCAUAAAAGUUUUUGUUGUAUUGAAUUGCAGAUAGCUGUAUUGAAUGUGUUAUCAGAAAUUCUUUCGGGAAUGUUGUGGAUAGGAUGAAUUCUGCCUCAGUCUGUAACAUAAGUAUACAAAUGUAUGUGACACGAAGUCCAGAUGAAUUCUACAUUGAAACUUCAGUGCAGUGGUGAUGACGUCACAUGCAGUGAAUUUCUCUUUAGCUGCUAAAUAUUCUCUGUAGUCUGCAACCACUUGGAUUUGCAUUGUAAUUUUGAAAGAAAAAGAAAUUUGCCAAUAUUACUAAUUAAAAGUGUAUAUUUGUCUGAGCACUCACAUCACCACAGUUGACUGUAAAAUGAAACACAAUCUAUUUUUGUAGUUAGGAGUGUAUGUCACAAGUCUGUGUGGUUAUAUUUUCUGUAUUUGGGCAAGUAACUGUAUAAAUUCUGGUUUGUUUCCGGAGGAUUCUGAUAAUGAUGUUUAUGUAUAUAUGUAUUUUCCAAGACCGUGUGAGAUUUUAAACUUCUCUUUUGGUGAAUAAAAGAACACUGGUGUUUUACA
Branchiostoma floridae (Florida lancelet) is the source of this 13014-nucleotide messenger RNA. Its product is annotated as dynein heavy chain 12, axonemal-like. Gene Ontology annotation, cellular component: dynein complex. Lineage: Eukaryota; Metazoa; Chordata; Leptocardii; Amphioxiformes; Branchiostomatidae. The transcript has 72 exons. The record is from RefSeq and is a predicted model, not a curated record. Gene Ontology annotation, biological process: microtubule-based movement. Gene Ontology annotation, molecular function: minus-end-directed microtubule motor activity; dynein light intermediate chain binding; dynein intermediate chain binding. The coding region runs from base 206 to 12019 and encodes 3937 amino acids.